AUGAGCACGUGGUGUGCAGAUUUCAGGAAAUCCUCUUGCGAUUCAUACUCUUCGGGAGGACUCUCUGGCAGGCCUUGUCCAUGACCCAACUGAAUGUGGUAGCUAGAUUCAGUAUUUUUAUACUAGUGUAGAAGUCUGCUGUGUUUAACUACUUACGUUCUCAGCAGCAGCUCUCAGAACGGACCAGUCGAUCCUGGGUAUCAUUCUCGUGAUAAAGUUGGGGUUGAAGUCAAUCUGUCUCACCUCCACCUUCCUCGCCUGAAAACAGAGACACGCACGAACAGGGAAACGUUCCAAGGCACUAGUACAACGAGUUGGCCUACCAGUAUUCUCAGAGGGAAGCCGUUCUUGACUCCCUUGACGUGGGACGUGAGCAUGUUGUGAGUCAACAGCUUCAUGAUGAUGACGACGGCUGAAGCGACACACGUGUGCACUUCGACCUUUACAAUACGGCGGAGAUGAAUUCGCUAGGAGGCCGGUGGUACCGUUUCAGACUGUUUGUCGCUCGAAACACCAUUCCUAUGGUGUGGAUAUGGGCAGGAACCAUGCUCUGCGGCCUCGGCACCGUCUAUUACCGUCUCCGCAAAGGAGAAGACAUCACAAUCUCGCUCCAGGACGUACGCAUGCAUCCUAACCCAGAUACCUUACACACCAUCCACGGCUGGAUCAAGAAACUUGGUUUGGAUCAGGUAAGCCUCACAGCAUAUCCACCUAACCUCUUAAUCUUCCCUCUCCAUCCUCAAGACUACAGACAACCCAAAGAAAAGAUAGCCAAGCAACUCCAAACACAUUACAUGUAUCCCAGAAUAGACACACAAAUGAUAGAUCCC
Geodia barretti is the source of this 830-nucleotide messenger RNA. Lineage: Eukaryota; Metazoa; Porifera; Demospongiae; Tetractinellida; Geodiidae. The record is from the annotation of a GenBank genome assembly.